Messenger RNA from Galleria mellonella (greater wax moth), 1676 nucleotides. RefSeq names its product glutathione S-transferase 1-1-like. The record is from RefSeq and is a predicted model, not a curated record. Gene Ontology annotation, biological process: glutathione metabolic process. NCBI's taxonomy places the organism in Eukaryota, Metazoa, Arthropoda, Insecta, Lepidoptera, Pyralidae. The transcript has 5 exons. Gene Ontology annotation, molecular function: glutathione transferase activity. Bases 929 to 1624 code for a protein of 231 amino acids.
CCGCAACUUCAUAGACGUUGUUUCAGAAAUAUCUGGAUUCUUUUUCAAUAGAACUGAAAAGGUAACCAAGAUUUUGUGCAAAAAUUAUCACAGAAACUCUUCUAAAUGAUAUUAAUAACAAAUCUAAACAAUUAGUCAAUUAUUUGAUUUUUUUAAAUACUAAGUAGGACUAGCUAUUGAACAUCAGCAGAAUCAGGUGAAUUACGAGGGGAGGUCAAAAAGUUCGCGGAAUGGACGGGUUGGUGGAGGUUGGUUUACUCGUCCAGGUAAUCACUUGUUAAGCACCUUAUUAAGAGUAUAUAUACCAAGUUUGAAUCAAAUUGGGUCGUUAACUUUCGAUUUAUCGACCUGCAAACAAGUGAAUCGGUAAGAAGUCAGCGAGUAUGGCGAAAAUUUAACACCGCGCCGUUAUUAAGUUCCUCAUCAAGCAUGAAAAAUCCACUCAGACGUUUUUUCAAGAGCUGUUAGCAGUUUACGCGGACUCUGCCCCUCGUAAAACCAUGGUUUACAAGAAGCAUGGUCUUUUCAAACAAGGAAGAGAGUCUAUUGAAGAUGACCCCCGCUCCGGACGGCCAAUUAAGGCCACCACACCGGAAAUUGUCGCAAAAGUAGAAAAACUUGUAUUAGAAAAUACCCGGCUGAAGAAGAAGCAACUUGCGGCAAUGGUUAGAUUAUCCGAAACAAGUAUUUUAAAUAUUCUACAAUAUCGUCUUGGCAUGACUAAGUUCAGUGCAAGAUGGGUGCCAAGAAUACUCACGCCACUUAAAAAAAGUCAGCGUGUCGAGUGUUCUCGCCAGUUUUUGAAGCUCUGUGGAGAGAGUAGGGAAGAAGUUAUGACCUGGAUUGUUACUGUAGAUGAAACCUGGGUUGACACUAUGAACCUGAGUCGAAGCAAGAGUUUAAAGUGUCACAAUCGGCCAAAAAGAUCAUGGCGACUAUCUUUUGGGAUACAAAAGAAAUCGAAAUGACCAUUGAUUUAUACUAUACGCCGGGCUCAGCGCCAUGUAGAUUAGUGUUGCUGGUCGCAGCGGCACUUGAUAUUCAACUCAACUUAAAAUUAACUGACUUGUCUGCUGGAGAACAAUUUAAACCGGAUUUCUUAAAGAUAAAUCCUCAACACACUGUGCCGACUAUAGUAGACGGCGAUUUCUCACUAUGGGAAUCACGAGCCAUCAGCAGAUAUCUAGUCAAUAAAUAUGGAGCUGGAAGUACUCUAUAUCCGGAAGACCCAAUAGCUAGAGCUAUUGUUGACCAGAGAUUGGAUUUUGAUUUGGGUACAUUGUACCCUAGAUUUGGAAAUCUAUUUUACCCGCAAAUCUUCGCCGGUGCACCAGUAGACGAAGCGUUACUGAAGAAAUUGGAAGAAGCCUUAGUUUUUUUUAAUACAUUCCUAGAAGGUCACAAAUAUGCUGCUGGAUCUAAUUUGACACUGGCUGAUCUAAGCCUUGUUGCUACAGUGUCUACGAUAGACGCCGUUGGUUUUAAUUUGACACCAUACCCUAAUGUUUUAAAAUGGUUCCAGCUCGUCAAAUCUACUGCACCAGCAUAUGAAGAAACUAAUGGAAAGGGUAUUGAGGAGUUUAAAAAUUUCAUUACUCGGUUGAAAGCAAAAUCUGAAUUGUAAACAGAUAGAUAAUUCAUAUUUGAUACCUUAUUAAAUUUAUAAGUAUCACAUA